AUUUAUUUUUAUUUCUCAAAAAUAGUUGAAUGGAUUUCACAAAAGUUUUUGGUUUUUGCUAAAUAAUUUAUAUUUUCUUGCAUUUACCAUGUACAGGCGAGUUUUUAUUGCAUUUCGACCACAACAUCGUUUCUUUUGCAAUAAAAAGGCUCUAGACACUACCUGUGACAAUUCCAAAAUCAAUUGGAAAGAACUAAAAUACGAAACCAAAGUGCCACUUGAGCCGGUUAUCCCAUUCAUACCAGAAUCCCAGGACAUUGAAAUCGAUAGUAAAACUAUUCAACUCUUAGAACGUUUGUCAUUAGUUGAUUUGGACAGUAAAGAAGCUCUUAAAACUCUUAAAGAUAGUAUUCAAUUUGCUAAUCGUAUAAUCCAUAUCGACACAAAUUCUGUCGAACCACUUUAUACAGUUCUCGAAGAUCAAAAUCUCGAACUGCGUGAAGAUAUUGUCACUGAUGGUAAUAUUAAACAAGAGAUUCUAGCCAACGCUAAGAAAACAGAUGAGGACUAUUUUGUUGCUCCUCCCGGCAAUAUUCCUCUCGAACAAGAAGAAAAGAAUUUCAAUUGA
Molecule: messenger RNA, 568 nt
Organism: Episyrphus balteatus (marmalade hoverfly)
Lineage: Eukaryota; Metazoa; Arthropoda; Insecta; Diptera; Syrphidae
Gene: GatC
Product: glutamyl-tRNA(Gln) amidotransferase subunit C, mitochondrial
Exons: 1
Coding region: 89-568 (159 amino acids)
Biological process (GO): glutaminyl-tRNAGln biosynthesis via transamidation; mitochondrial translation; regulation of translational fidelity
Cellular component (GO): mitochondrion; glutamyl-tRNA(Gln) amidotransferase complex
Molecular function (GO): glutaminyl-tRNA synthase (glutamine-hydrolyzing) activity
Source: RefSeq, a predicted model, not a curated record